Messenger RNA from Scleropages formosus (Asian bonytongue), 756 nucleotides. It is a transcript of the gene gpx9, whose product is annotated as glutathione peroxidase 9. The transcript has 5 exons. Gene Ontology annotation, molecular function: glutathione peroxidase activity. Bases 1 to 537 code for a protein of 178 amino acids. The record is from RefSeq and is a predicted model, not a curated record. Lineage: Eukaryota; Metazoa; Chordata; Actinopteri; Osteoglossiformes; Osteoglossidae. Gene Ontology annotation, biological process: response to oxidative stress.
AUGACAGAGAUGUCCAUCUACGAUUUUAGCGUGGAGGCCCUGGACGGCCUUCCCGUUUCGCUCGGCUCUUACAGAGACAAGUUUCUUGUUGACGCGCUUUGUGUUCACUUGUCCGCUGCGCAGUACCACCAACUGAAUGCACUCGCUGAGAAGUACGGCGACCUCAACUUCACCAUCCUUGGAUUUCCCUGUAACCAGUUUGGCCUCCAGUCCCCUGAGGAAAACCAUGAAACCCUCAAUUCAUUGAGGUGUGUAAGGCCUGGUGGAGGUUUCAUUCCAAAGUUUCCAAUAUUCGGGAAGGUCGAAGUUAAUGGACUAAAUGAAGAUCCUCUCUUCACUUACCUCAAGGAUACCUUGCCCUUUGUAAACCCACUCAUUGGUGAGAUGAAGAAAUUCUACUGGUCACCACUCAGGGUCAAUGACAUUCGCUGGAACUUUGAGAAGUUCCUGAUACGGGCAGAUGGAGUACCUUACAGGAGGUACGAACUGCACAGUCCAUUCGAGGAGCUGGAGCGAGACGUUGCAGAUCUGCUGUAGAGCUAUGAGAUUGCUGCAGGGCUGACGGGAGGUUACUCUUUCACUGGGAGAGGCAUUGUGAUGAUCCCUCGGUAAAUGCAGACAUGCACCUGAGCUGGACCUGAUGGAAGCGGGCACAGUGCUAAGAGCUUCGGUGCAUUCGCUCUGAGCACGUUGCCCGGCCAGCCUCAACAGUGCUAGAUUAUUUUCCCACACUCCUGUGACACCUCCACUGAUGAU